UAUUGACCGAAAUUUCAAUUUGCAUCACCCCCUGUUGCUCAUACUGCCCCCAAUGAAUUUCUAAUUUUUAAUGAAAUUCAAGUAGCACCCCUAGCUAACAAUUAAGAAAUAAAAAUUGCACUCUGAAUCGCUGUUGGAUGGAAAAAUGACGCACGCGCGCGUAUCUGCCUUGCGCACAUGAUAGUUUCGCCGCGUUUCGGGUGUGGUUUAGAUUUUGCAUUCACAUUCGCAUUCGGUCAUUGAAUUCAGUAGAGACCAACGAACAGGUUAGUUGGAGAUAUACCGAACGUAAAUAUUUCAACCCGGUUUUAGAAUGGGGCUGGUGUUCGAGUGGAAUAGUUUCUAAAAAUAUGCGAUAUGCUAGAGGCGGACGAUUCCGUCUCAAAAGUGUCUUGACUCCUGGACCAGAGAGGCAGCGGUAAAUUGAUUCGGUAAAAAGAUGCACGUGUCCGAAUGUUUUGGCCAAAUGUGAUGUAUAAUGAAAAAGUCCCUUUUCUCGAAUUUAAAAUUGAGCAAUGAAAUGUGAAGUUCGCAGUUCUAAGAACUGAGCUUUCAACGUGUGGAUAUGCAGGGCCGUCUAGAUUGGAAGCUGGUCUUGCUCUAUACGUUAUUAGUUUUACAAAUUCUUAUCGUCGUAAUUUACGUGGCAUCCACACCCCCUCCAGAAAUUAUUGCAGCGACAACUCAAAGCUCAGUCUCAUUUGUGAAAGUUGAAAUGCCAAAGGCGCUACAAAGUGCACCACGAGUUGAUCGAUUGCCAACACCUGUGCAGACAAUCAAGAGUAAUAUAUACUUGAAAGACAAAUACGCAUUUCAAUCAUUUACAAAAUAUAAUUACACAUCCUGUUGGCGAGAUGGAGUGGAUGGACGGAGGAUGGAAAGUAGCAAGACAAUAAAACGUUGUAUUUGCGAUCAUGGAUGGCAUGGUUCUGAUUGUGGGCAGCCCGAAGUAGUUUGGCGAGCAAUUAUGGCUUCGAAGCAAAACAUUAAACUAGAAAAGCGCAAAAUAUUGAGACGUCUCAUUUAUGUUUUUUCAUUAAAUGACUACAAUUCGGCAAUUGCGGAGAUAAUAGUAGAAGAACUUUAUAAUGUUGUUGAUCUGUUUGUGAUCUGUGACUACAGCGGUGCGGAGGAUAAUUUUAAGCACAAGCUCGCUAAAGGCCUGCUACAACGAGAACAAGAUAAAAUUUUGUAUAUUAAUAUAGCUAGCAAGAUACGUAAACCAUUAAGAGUAAUCUCUAAAUAUAUAUGGGAAAAAGUAUGUAAAAUUGUGCAGAAUUUAAGAGAUGAUGACAUUUACGUAACGACUGAAUCUGAACAAAUUUUAAAUUUACGAGCACUCAUGUUCCUUAAGGUAUACGACGGAUGGCCACAACCUAUUGGCUUUCGAUUAAGAUGGUCUGUGUUUGGUUUUUUCUGGCAGCAUCCUCUUAAAACUUCAAUUGUCAUUGGUGCAUCUACAAUUAGUUUACUCCACGAAGCAUAUCAUCAAAAUUCAGUAAUUCUACCAAAAGAGUUUGAUGGUGAAGUUAGUGAUAGAGAAACUCUAGGACUGGUUAUAGGAGAUCUAAAUCACUAUGGGGGAUGGUAUUGCUAUCUUUGUCAGGACCCCGCAAACAUACUGACAUCUCUACAUCACAGGACAAAUAUAAAAGAGAAGAAUAUUAAGCUAAAUAUCGAUGUUUCAUAUGUUGAAGAACUAAUCGAAACCGGCGUAUGGUUAGACAACAAGACUGCACUUUUACGCGCCUACAAAUCUCGCGAUUCUUAUUUUGCUCCUGAUAUAGUAAUGAAUAACACGUGGAAGUAUGACUGGCUGGUAGAAAAUUUCUAUGCAAAGUUAGAUUACUAUUAACAUUUAGGCAAUACCCACGCCUGUGAUAUUAUCUCAUACUCGACACUCUAAACAUUACAUAGUAUAGACCGAAUUUACACACCAAAUCAAUAUGUUGAUUAAAAUAUAAAUGUUGAAUAAUUUGUACGUAACUUGUUAAAAACACUCCGAUCUAUUUGUAUUUGAAUUAUUAUGAAAUCUGUUUUACUAGCUUACUGUAAACACAGCCCUCUCAGAAAAAUAAUUGUCUUCGAAAUAUAACAUGAUAGGGAUAAAACAACCAAUGUGCAUUAGCUCAUAUGUUAUCAUCCAAAAUGAUAUUUACUCAUUUCAUGUCAAUUUCACUAAACUUUUUAAAAUACUCCAGAGACUGAUUGUUGUGUAAUUAAGUAUCAGUAAAUAUGGAGAAAUA
Molecule: messenger RNA, 2246 nt
Organism: Athalia rosae (coleseed sawfly)
Lineage: Eukaryota; Metazoa; Arthropoda; Insecta; Hymenoptera; Athaliidae
Gene: Mgat3
Product: beta-1,4-mannosyl-glycoprotein 4-beta-N-acetylglucosaminyltransferase
Exons: 3
Coding region: 566-1855 (429 amino acids)
Biological process (GO): protein N-linked glycosylation; N-acetylglucosamine metabolic process
Cellular component (GO): membrane
Molecular function (GO): beta-1,4-mannosylglycoprotein 4-beta-N-acetylglucosaminyltransferase activity
Source: RefSeq, a predicted model, not a curated record